Molecule: messenger RNA, 11902 nt
Organism: Uranotaenia lowii
Lineage: Eukaryota; Metazoa; Arthropoda; Insecta; Diptera; Culicidae
Product: anoctamin-8-like
Exons: 21
Coding region: 1147-4767 (1206 amino acids)
Biological process (GO): chloride transmembrane transport
Cellular component (GO): plasma membrane
Molecular function (GO): chloride channel activity
Source: RefSeq, a predicted model, not a curated record
GGCCCCGCGUACAGUCCGUGUUUUUGUUAUCCGCCCAAGUGUGUGUCCCCCUAAACCAACCCCUUGAUCCUGUGGAGGGUUUUGUGAAGGGAAUUUUGUCUUGAAUAUUUUCAUUGUGGGUGGAGUUGGUCGAAGAAUUUUCUCUUUUCGAAAAAUCCUUUGUGCUACUGUGGUGAUUGAAAUCGCAGAUUAAUUAUAGUUUAAGGAUCUUUUGGAGGUCCUUGGUCCUACUAUUCCGGGAAAAAGUCCUGGAAAAGGGUCGCGAGUAUUUUCAUUUAUUGCAAAGUGCUUAUCUAACAACCUAGCAGAGGUGGAAUGUCCUUACGGUUUUGGGGCACAUGCAUACCUAGCCGUGACAAAGGCAGUGUUGUAAUCGAUCCAAGUGUUUGCUAAGUAAGUGCGGUGCAAUCGAUUUGUAUUUUUCCUUGGAAUGAAAAGUUUUCUGUUGAUGUUGUGAUGAGGAAAAUAUAAUUUUCAUCACGUUUCAACUGUACCUAUUAUAGAAUCAGCCAAUAAUCGUAGUGCGUUGCUUUCUUAAGUGUAUUAUAGCCUGUCAUGAAUCACAGCGGUUGACGUGAACAAAUUACGUUCCAAUCUGAUAGUGGGCCAGGUAUUUUCGCUAGAGGCCACAACAGAUCCGAAUUUUGAAUCGUAACCCAGCUAGAGGUCUCUGACGUAAGGCUCCAUUGGAUAAACGCGAUAAGGCGUAGAUAUUUCCAUUUUUCUUUUGUUAUGAAGAUGGGUGAAAAAAAAUCGUACUGAGUGUGGGUGGUACAAAAGCUCACGCCAAAGGCGCAUAUCUUCGGGCGGAGUAAAAAGGUCACGAAGAUACAAAGUGUGGAACGGAAGCAAAAGAAAAAAGAAUCUAAACCAUAGUGCGAACACAUUGCGAUACGGUGUUGAUUAAUGUUUCGUGAGCAUAUAUCUGUCCAAUAAUCCGUUCGAAAUGUGCUAUUCAGGGUUUGGUUUCACUUGAAGCAAAAAUGUGAUUACCUCUAAGCUACAACAUAAUCAACCAAUAGCAGUCAACCUUCUAAAAAAGAACAUCACAACAAGGUAUAGGAAAAAGGCACAUUAUCGUCACUCAUCCUUGUGGAGGUACAAGCAGCCGAUAAGACAGCAGCAGCGUUACCGAAACCGACGAUCAUGGAUCAGCAUCCGUUGUUGUUGACGACAAACGAGAGUAUCCACGAUAGUGGAAUCAUCGAGGAUGUUCACCAGGAAUCGGAGGACACCGGAAACGAGGAGUACGGCGACGAAAGCAAUUUGGAGUCAAAUUUGCGCCGCCGGAAAGGGAAAAUCAUCUCAUGCGUCGAAAAUGCAUCCAGACUGAUCCGGAGACGAGUGCCAUGUGCGGGACAUCUGAUGACACCAAGACGACUUUGGCUGAACAAAAUUCCUACUCAGUGUGACGUAGUGAUCGAAUUUCCAGAAGAUGCGCCAGAUGAUGCAUUACGAUGGCUGCUGAAUAAGAUAAAAGCAAUCCCACCAGAAGGUUUAGGACUGUCGGCCAUGGUGAAAGCACACGAUAGUACAAAAAGGACCGCAUUUUAUGUGACAGCUCCCAUGAAUGUAUUGUUCAAGGCAGCCGAGGAAGCCCGCCUUCCCAAACGACUCCGGUCGGAUCUUGGCGGAGCUCUGAAGGAGUUCACCAAGCGGGAAAGCCACUGCUUUGCUCAAACCAAAGACAACGAAGGUGCGAACACGCUAUUCACCUCCCAGGAACGGCAGUGGUUGGUUUUACAGGUGCUGCAAGGACUGCGAGCAGGAGUGGCCGAUUUGAAAGCACUUCAAGGAAGAGCCCAGGUUGAAGAAGGACAAAGUAUAGUGGCCGCCUGGCAGGAGCUGGGUCUGAUAACGCAAGUGUUUCCGUUGCACGAAACGAGCGCCUUACAGCAGCUUCAGUCCAGUUGGGUACGGAAGUUUUUCGCCCCGCAGCCGCUAGAUGAUAUAGCGGCGUAUUUCGGAGUGAAGGUGGCUCUCUACUUCGCCUGGUUGGGCCAUUACACGUGUGCACUUUGUGUUCCGGCCGUGCUGGGAACCAUCCUGUAUGUCGGCCUCUGGGGUCGCGGUCAGGUGGCACAGGACAUCGGCCAUGUAAUAUUUUCCCUGUUUAACGUGGCGUGGGCUUCCCUGUACCUGGAAGCGUGGCGACGCUACUCCGUCGAGCUUGCCUUUCGGUGGGGAACUUUGUCGACGCCACCGGAACUUUUGGAACCGCCUCGACCAUUGUAUACGGGCUCGCUGGAGGAAAGUCCCGUAACCGGUCGUCUGGAACCACGUGAAACUCCCGCCUGGCAGCGACGUGCGUUCCGGUAUCUAGUUAGUUUUCCAAUUAUUGGACUGUGUUUAGUGCUAGUAUUUGUAGUGAUGUUUCUAAUGUUACGACUCCAGGAUUGGCUCGAUCAGCACUUACCAAAUUCUAACGGUGCCGUCUGGGAUUGCAUGUGCAUGGCGUCUAAGGACUGGUGGGACGAAAAGCUCCCCGAGCAGGGCAUUUUCAGUUGCCUGAGUGUGAUACCGAAAGUGCUCCUGGCUGGCGCCAUAACGCUGAUGGACGAAGCGUACUACAAAUUGGCCGUUUGGCUCAACGACCGAGAAAAUUACCGUCUGCAGUCCAAGUACGAGAACCAUUUAAUCGGCAAGGUGGCGCUGUUUCAGUUCGUCAACAGCUUCCUAUCGCUGUUCUACAUCGCAUUCUAUUUGCGGGAUCAAGAUAAGCUGAAAGAGCAAUUGGCUGGUUUGCUGAUAUCGCGUCAGAUUAUCGGUAAUCUGAGGGAGUCUGCCUGGCCUUACUUGGUGGAGCAAUGGAAGCUCGCCAAGUUGAGUUUUAAAAUGUGGGGAGCGCUCAGCCCAACCCAGGAAGUCCCGCCGGCGGUGCCGGAUAGUAAACAGCUGGGAAACAGUAAAAGUUCAUCUCAGGAUUGCGCCUCGUCCACCCCCAAACGUUCAAUCGGUCAGGCGGAAAUCGAAAGCUCGCUGUACAAGUACGACGGGACGUUUUCCGAUCAUCUGGAAAUGUUGGUGCAAAUGGGAUAUGUGGUUUUGUUUUCAGCCGCGUUUCCACUGGCCGGGCUAUGUGCUCUGGCGAACAAUCUGCUGGAAAUUCGUUCGGAUGCAUUCAAACUGGCACACGUUCAUCAGCGUCCGUUCGGGCAGAGGGUGGCAAACAUUGGCACGUGGCAGAAUGCUCUGGGGAUGUUGGGGCUGGCAGCUGUGAUAGUAAACUGUGCAUUGAUUGGUUUGUCUGGACAAGUUUCCCGACUUUGGCCCGGACUAACAUCGACACAAACCGUGAUAUUGAUAGUGGCGUUAGAACACAUUAUGUUGGGAUUAAGAUCGGCUCUUACGUGGAUUUUACCAGAGCUUCCGUCGUGGUUGGCAGCAGAAAUUGCCCGAGCCGAGCACUGUCGACGAGAAAUGCAAUGCAAAGGUCCUUCACCUCGUCAGACGCCUCCAUCACCACCUUCAUCCACCUCGCUGUCCCAUCAUGAUCCGGACUUCAACAGCAAUCAGGACAUUUACGACCGGGCAGAUCAAUCCAUCGGAAGAUUUCACAUCUCCUCUAGUCACGACCAUCAUCCGAGCCACGAUCUGGAACGAAUCUCCCUGACGGAUGUGGCCACAAAGCUGGACAAUCUGAGUAGCCAGCAGCAAUUGCACCAUCAACAGCAUCAGCCACACCACGCACAGCAUUCCAACAUUCUGCAGGAACAGCAGAAAGAAUCGCGCAGCAGUAGCGAUAACAUCGACAUUUUCGCCAACGAAACUCGGGAAGUGACGCCGGAUUCGCCGAUCUCACAGACCAGCACAGUAUUAUUACGACCUCUCCAAGACUCUCCCCUUAGUGGUCAAUCAGCACAAACUGUUGCAUUAGAAUCUACACAGUUGAAUCCAGGUGCAUGUCCAAUGAAGUCAAGCGUAAAGCUCGCAGAAAUUCCGCCAUUCCGGGGACAGUCGAUGAAGCACAGUUAUAGUAUUUACGAUAAACGAAGCAUCAAUAUUGGUGAAUCAUCGAGUCCCCGGGUGUCGUCGCAACCGAUCCAGAUACCGGAGAUUCCACCUUUCCGUAAACAAGCGCACUCUACACUGCACUCACCGGUCAACCAGAGUCCCGUUCAGAACGUUUCGCCACUAGUGAGUGCUUCCCCACCGAGAAUAGCCGAGAUUCCACCCUUCCGGCCCAGGAACAAGUCAAAGGAAUGGAUGCCGAACAUCGAGCACACCGAACACCACCUCACGAUCGGGCCAAGUGGAGGCGCCGAAUGGGCAAAACGUUUGAAGGCAGCCGAUCCUUCCAUAAUACACAGAAGCACCGAUUGUAUUGUAGCCAAGCAACAGGAACUUGCCACCGGCUCGGAUUCCGAACUGCUAAAGGCGGCCCCAUCCUGGAGCAACAUCGUACCGAAGGUCGAACAGCAACAACCAGGCGCCAGCACCAGUGCCCCAUCCGUCAAGAACGAAACUGACGAAGAGGCGAAAGCCGCCGCCGAGUUAGCAGCCAAGAAGUCUCGCAUUAAACAGAGUCUAGUCAAACGAGCACGCUCAGUAGCGAUAUUCUCGCUCAAACUCAAGGAACAACGAGCCAAACGGGCGGAGAAAGCAGCCCAAGAAGCGAGAGACGCCCUUCCUGCUCCACCCCCGGGAGGUGAACUGUCGCUUAUUCCGAUCGAGCAGCUGAUCCAGGUGGAUGACAUCUUCAACCAGCGAAGCCAUGGCAGCGGAAGCAACAAUCACCACCACAACAACGGCUCAGGAAGUACGUAAGCUAACGCGUCACGAGUGAUGAAUGUGAAGAAAGUUCCAUAGAGAUGCACAUACAAAAAUAGGACGUCAACCAAAAAACUGCACCUGAGAGGCGUCGAUCCUCGUUUGUACAGCAACCUUCUACUACGCACAUACAUACACAUUUUGAGUAGUCGUAAGACGACGGGCGGGAACUUACUUGAGCGGGAGUAACUGUAACUGGUGGAAGUAUUUCCAGGGCAUAGACAAAUACGGCAACUGGACAAAGCGAAGCUGUACAGAACGGGAAGUCUGCGAAAUUAAUGCUUUUGUUGAGUAAGGAGCCGGGAUUCGUCAUUCAACAGGUGCUGCAAUGCCGAAAGACAGAUAAGAGUAAGUGGAAGCUGCCUCAUCACCACCACGGAGAAAUCAGAGGGAAGAGAGAGAUCAUGUAAAAUAAAGAGAAAUAUCACGGAUAAGUAAUUCGAAUGAUUUUAAGAGCUUUUACUUGUCAUUGCUUGCAGAUGGUGAGUUAAGAAGUAUCAAUUUCAUAGAGAAUUAGCAGAGAAAAAAAUCACGAGUGCAAUUGAAAUACGAUUUUUGAGAGGCUUUUACAACUUUGAAAGAACGUGAUGAGCGAGUGGGAUUUAAACGAACUACCUGUAUGCGAUCAGAAAAGCGUUGGGGAAAAAUACUGAGUAGUGAAAGUACAAUUCAUAGAUAUUGGAAGCGGAAUUUAUUUUUGAUAGAUUUUUUUCCUCUUCUUUUUGUGUUUCGGGACUUGUUUUAAAAAAAAAGAAUGUCUUUUUUCUAGUUUAUUUCGAAUAAACUUAGUAUCGAUAAAAAUCUCUCAGAAAUAAACCAUCCUUCCAAUUUUAAGCUUAGCUUAGCGUCAAUUUCGUAUUUGCUAACAUUAGCAAGAUUCUAAGUUUUCAAUUUGCGAUCAAAAUGGUUGAAUAUUAGCUAGACUACGCCGCCACAAGCUUCUGGGCCUGCCUCUUCUUGGAUGCCCAUCUGGAUUCCAGUCAAGCGCCUCUCUGCAAAUCUCGUUUUCAUCUCUUUGCACGGUGUGUUCAAUCCUUCUCCACUUAAGUUCCCGAAUUUCAAUUUCUAGCGUCUUUUGAUGACACGGGCUGUGUAAUUUCACGUUUGAGAUCCACUUGCUCACUUGUCCACAAGCGCGGAUAAUAUUUCGCAGACAGCGAUUCACAAAUAAAGGGUGUCCACGACUAAAUUGCCACACAAAAUUGAUUCGCAAAAUUCGAGUAUGCAUCCGAUUGCCAUCAAAUUUUCAGGGAUUGAAAGAUAACUGUUAAACAUUAUUUUACCAUUUUACUCCUAUUUUAUUUACAGUCCAUACGCAAAUGCCCGCAUCUUGGCCUUAACCCCGAUCAUAAGAUUUUGCACAACCUGUGAAUCAACUUUUUUUGCAUGCAAACCCAUACUUUCUUCAGUUCCUCGACUGUCUUCACUACCUAAGGUCGUUUAAGAAGGUGCUGCUUCAUAAUCGCCCAGUACUUCUCGAUGGGGCGGAGCUACGGAGUGUUGAACAUUUUCGGCACGAAAUUGACCUUGGAGUAGUGGCAUGAGACCAAAUCCGGCCAGAAGAUUGUUGGAACGUUGUGGGCCUUCAGGAGAGGAAGAAGCCGCUUCUGGAGGAACUCUGUCAUGUACACCUGUCCGUUCAUCGUGUCCUGGGUCACGAAAGGUGCACUCCGCUUCCCGCACGUGCAGAUGACUUGCCAAAUCAGGAAUUUAUUCGUAAAUUAGGACAUCUUCUAAGUGCGGACAUGCUUCGGAACGCUGAACUUAUCCUUGGUCGUGAAAAACAGCUGACCGGGGAUCUGUUUGAAGUCGGCCAUCACAUAUGUUUCGUCAUUCAUGAUGCAGCAUUCAACUUUCGUCAGCAUGUUGAGGUACAACUUCCUGGCACGGGUUUUGGCGAACUUGUUCUGCUUCUCGUCGCGAUAAGGGGCCUUGAAUUUUCGAAGCCCAGCCUUAGUUUUAGCCUUCUGGACAAAACUUCGGCUUAUGUGCAGCUUCUUAGCCACAUCCCGAACGGAGGCGUUGAGGGUUCGGUUGCAGGCCCAACUACGCGGUUGUGAUUUUUGGUGUUGUACGGAAUACUUUUUCCUUCACUUCUGGGCUUCUGAUCGGUUUUUGAUCGUUCUUCAACAGCUUGAUCACUCGCGACACCGUGAAAUUCGCGAUUCCCAACGUUUUAACGAUGGAACGAUGCGAAAAAUCCUUGUUCUCGUGAUGAAUGCGCCAGAUUUUAUCACGCACGACCUGUUCUUUUGACCCCCUUUUCCGCGAGUUUUGAUCACAGGACUUUAAAACUUGCAGGAUGUAAACAACGCACUAUGAACUAAAUCCACCCAAAUUUUCAUUAAAUUCUACUCAAGGUUAAAAAGUUGUAGCAAUUUCAUAGUGUGGCAAUUUCAUCGUGGACACCUUUUAUGCUGUGUGGGUCCCAUGUUAAAAGGGAAGAGUUCACAAAGAAUUAUUUUUGUCAACCUUGCCACAACCCCCGGGGUGGAGUACAAAUACAUGCAUAAGUUUGAGAAGAAAGUUACGCUGUAACUAUACUUUUUUGUCGUCAUUCUCCAGCUCUAAGAUUGCAUGGUCGCUAUCUAUUUGUGGCUAUAUUGUCUACUCUGGAGAUCAAGUCUUCUAUCUGAAGCCCUCCUGCUUUGAGGUUCAGUGGGAAUGUAUGGCCAGCGUCACGCAAACUUGUAACGUCCUUGUUUCUUCUUGCCAGCGGCUUCGGCGUAGUGGUUAGAGUUCAAGUCAUCUACGCCAAAGUUCAUGAGAUCGAAUCCCGGUCAUGGCAUACAUAGUACACUUUCUGUGGUCUGGUGGUUUUAGCAUUUGUGAGAUGCUAGCCAUCAUUACUUCGAAAGAUGUGCGCUUAGAAAGAGACGAACCAGCCCAAGGCUGAAAGUCUCUAUAAAAAGAAAAAAAAAUAAUUGUUUCUUCUUUCUUCUUCCUCUACUUCUUCUUCUUUUUCAUUCUGAUGAUAUUUGCCGGAUAGCCACUACCGCUUUUCCGCUCGACGUUCCGGGAUGCCAGGCUCCGGUAAACAUUGCUGAUAGGCACAUUUUCUUCCUGAAAAUACACUGUAUCAAAAAAUAGUCCGUACAGCACGUACCUUGACAUCCAAACAAUCAAAAAGUGCACUUUUUCAGUCAAUAAAAAUACUAAAAUUACAUCAUUCGCUGCAGAAACUAGUGCUUUUUGUAGAUCAGUGUUAAAAAUGUUAAUGAAUUAAGCCUUAAAAAUAAUCCUAUUCAUUUUGUAUAGAAACUCCCAAAAACGACGUCAAAAAAUUGUCCGUACACUGAGGCCUUUGUCAAAUAUUAAUCAAGUAAACAGUUAGAUAUAUGUCAGUCUGUCAAACGCAGAAACGUGAGUUGAAUUUCAGCAAAGACAAUUUCCAGUGGGCUGAGCGAUAAAUACGGUGAAAUGAACUUUAUUCAGCAUAAAUCAGUAGAUUUUCGUGUUUCCGGAUGUCAACGGGUAUUUUUUUGUGAGAAGCAGACAUUUUCCUGUUAGUUAAAUCCACAAAAAUUAACAAGAAAAUGUCUGCUCCUCACAACAAAAUAUCCGUUGAUAUCCGGAAACUGAUUGUUGACCUGAAGAAUGACAGUGAAAGUUUUUCCGAAAUUACAGAUAUAGUAAAACGGCCACGAUCGUCGGUUCAGUAUGUCCUUCAGAAUUUUAAGAAGACUAACUCCCUGGAGACUACUCCAGGAAGAGGCCGCAAACUGAAGCUUACGGAUCGUCACCGUCGCAUCAUUGUCAAGGAAAUCAGUCAGAAUCCUAAAAUCAGUGCCCCGAAACUAGCCUGACAGCCUGAAGAAUUUUGAAAACAUGCAGGUUAAUCCUCAAACGGUACGGAACAUACUUCAUGAGAAAAAAUACCGAGGUCGUGUUGCUCGUAAGAAGUCGUUUGUAAGAAUAAGAAAAAGCGGCUGGAAUACGCUCAAAAGCAUGUCCUGGAACCGAAAGAGUUCUGUUCACUGACGAAAGCAAAUUUAAUAUUUUUGGAUCUGACGGACAUGUAAGAGUAUGGCGUAAUCCAAAUACUGAAUUGGAUCCGAAAAAUUUGCGACCGUCAGUUAAGCACGGUGGUGGCCAUGUAAUGGUGUGGGGUGCUUUCAAUGCAAAUGGCACCGGAAACUUGAAAUUCAUUCACGGAGAAAAAGAAAUAGAUUUAUCAGUCAUAUUACGCGUCUACAGGAAUAGAAAUAUGAUUGUUUGGUUCUGUAUGUAUGUUGGUAAUCCACCAUGGGUGCACGGAUUCACCGCAGUUUCUGCCAAAGUAUGGGUUCACAUAUGUACAUUCCUUAGAUUAUUAAUUAGUUCGACAAAUCUCCAAUGCAGCGCGCCACCAUACCCGGACCCCAUGGCUUCGUAUGAGCUGUUAUGUGGUGAAUGUAUUGCGUGUGUUGAUGUAGGUAUAUUUUGGAAGAACGAAUCAAUCAGGUGGGCUAGUUUACUUACAGGUAUUCCGGCAUCCGUGUAUAUACCUGGCCAGCUGGCAACUGAUUGAACAUUCCAAUUAUAUAGUCAGUUAUAUAAUGAAACACAUCUUACCUGUCGGCCCGCUAAUGGGAUUCGAACCCAAAAGUUUUUCUUGCCGAUACCGGGAAUCGAACCCAGUACGCCUGGCGUACCAAUACCAGACUCGCGCCAGCCUAUCCACUAGACCACAUCGGCGCUUCAGAAAUAUGAUUGUUUGGUUCUGACCCGAAAAUACGAUCAAACCAACCAUCAGCUUAUACGGUUAGUCUACAGGUAGUUAGUCUUCUUAAAGUUCUGAAAGACACACUGAACCGACGAUCAUGGCCGUUUUACUAUUCUAUGCGUAAUUCGAAGACAAGUAAAUAAAUAAAUUUCGGACAAGCUUUUACCGUCAUUCUUCAGGUCAACAAUCAGUUUCCGGAUGUCAACGGGUAUUUUUUUUGUGAGGAGCAGACAUUUUCCUGUUAAUUUAAUCCACAAAUUGUUGAAAUCUACUGAUUUAUGCUGAAUAAAGUUCAUUUUACCGUAUUUAUCGCUCAGACCACUGUAAAUUGUCUUUGCUGAGAUUCAACUCACGUUUCUCCGUUUGACAGACUGACAAAUAACUGUUUACUUGAUCAAUAUUUGACAAAAGCCUCAGUGUACGGACAAUUUUUUGACGUCGUUUUUGGGACUUUCUAUACAAAAGGAAUUGGAUUAUUUCUAAGGUUUAAUUCAUAAACAUUUUUAAUACUGAUCUACAAAAAGGACUAGUUUCUGCAGCGAAUGAUGUAAUUGUAGUAUUUUUAUUGACUGAAAAAGUGCACUUUUUGAUUGUUUGGAUUUCAAGGUACGUGCUGUACGGACAAUUUUUUGAUACACUGCAGUCUGCUGUGAUUUUUUGCAAGACAUCCAUGAAUUUCGAAGGUCCGUAUAACGGACUUGCACGUAAUUUUCUGCGCCAUCUUUGAUCAACCUGAUAGUACCCGAGCGAAAACUAGCGACCCGUUUCUAGGGAGUCCCGUGAGUAAUUCGCUCGUUGAGAAGUAAAAUUUACGCUCUCCACUGCUUUAUCAGAAAGGUAUUGAAAUCAUUCUAAUUUUUUUCAAUCGGUCGAUAGGCCGACUUCCGCUGUCUCACGGAAAAUGGCUUAUUAGCUGGAGAGGUUUUUUUUUCUUUUCGCUGAUGAAAACCACUUCUUUUUAAACAGUCCUUUUCCAGGAAUGAGAGUAACCUAUGAAAAUUUUUGACACUGUUGAUCGCAAGUUGAAAUGGAAUUGAAUGUUCAGAAAAUAAGUAAGAAAAAUCGCAUAAACUGUGAGACAUGCCAAUACCAUGGAUAAACAGCUUAAAUAUAGUUAGCAGAUUAAUAUUGCGCAACUUGGACUCAAAAACAAGAUAUACUUGUUUAGUUUUCAAAAUGGUUUCGUUUGAUUAUGAAUGCUGAUUAGGUGUUUUCCAAUACACGGAAGCUUAUCAAAGUGUCUUAGAAUAAAUUCCAGUUGAAGUGUUAAUGCUUUUACGAAUAAUUAUUCUUAAAUUGAGUUUGACAAAUAAGUGUGAAUUAUUGCAUUAAAAUAAUCAACAAACAUCUCCGUCUAAGCUACCGAAUCAUACAAAUUAUGUACAAGCAACAAAUAGUUCAAAUAAAGAAAUCUUUAAGCAGCAAUAAUACUUAUACAGUUAUGCAAAAUCGCUUAAAUUAACUUAUUUUCAUUAUUUAUUUUUAUGAAACGCUACUGCAAAGCAAAUGCUAACGAGGUUGUUUAAAAGUCUAAUACAUUUGUAACAUUACUGGCAGCAUAUAAAAUAAACCUAAAGGCAAGUCCAUACACUGAAUAAACAUGAAUCCGUCAAGUCAAUUAACGCCCGAACAUGAGCACCCCUGAGGGAGAAAGAAAAAAAAUUGACCCAUUCCCAAGCCGUCUCGCAUCAAAGGUGGAAACACUAAACAGAAACCGAAACUCCUCAGUGGAUAUUUGAACGAAUCGCAAUUCUGACUAGACCGGUCUAAAGCGCACCCCAGUUGAAACUAAGUCAAACAAAAAUUCAUUCAAAGUUCACCAAUUCCACACAUAAAAAUAUCUAUACACAUCUUUGUAGAUACCGAUUCUACCAGCAAAAUUAUGUCAUAACAAUUAACGAAACCAAGCAAAAGCUACGUAAACUUCUCUAUCCAUAUUGUAGGUUUGAUUUUACCACAACUAUCUAAGAAUAUCUCCAUCUUUAUCUUUAGCCUUGUAAAAUCUUUCCCCUAGAUCCUAAACAAAUGAGAAAAAUGAUUAAAAAAAAUGUAUCAAAAAAGAAAGAUAUACAAAAUGACAAAAACAAUGUUCUAAACCUACUCUUACCAGUACUGAAUAGAGACUAUUGAUAGUUGAUAGAAGAACAAAAAUAAAAAUGCUUACGUAUUGCGUUAUACCAAAAUUGUCAUGUCGAUAAUGAAAGCGACAGUUUUGUUCCUUAAGUUUUGUGUACAAAUUUUGGACUUUGUAUAAAAUUAAAAAAUAAUUCAAGAAAAAGUGAGCAAAUUGGCGAAACCGUUAGUGAGAAACACUAAAACUUGUAAAAAAAAACCAAACAAAUAUUAAACGUUGAUUAGUUAAAUCAAAUAUUGGAUAUUGACUGUAAAUUUUUUCAGUUGGGAAAUAAAACUGUUGAUGUUACUUGA